AUGGACAAGGAAGGAGGAUCAGUUUCUAAACCGCCCUUGCUGACCGGGCCUGAGAACUAUGACUAUUGGAAAGCUAAGAUGAUGGCUUUCUUAAAAUCCAUUGACAGCAGAACAUGGAAAGCUAUAGUAAAUGGCUGGGAGGCUCCAGUAGUUCUAGACAAAGAUGGGAACAAGACAACUGAGGUCAAGGAAGAAAAGGACUACUCAAAGGACGAGGAUGAUCUAGCUCUUGGAAACUCAAAGGCACUAAAUGCCAUUUUCAAUGGAGUGGACAUGAAUAUGUUCAGGCUUGUCAAACGAUGCACUGUAGCAAAGAAUGCUUGGGAAAUCUUGAGGAAAGCACAUGAAGGAACAAGCAAGGUAAAAUUGUCUAAACUUCAGAUGCUUCGUACGAAUUUUGAAAAUCUAUGUAUGAAGGAAGAAGAGACCAUUCAUGACUUUCAUAUGAAUAUUCUAGAAUUUGCAAAUUCAUUUGAUGCUUUAGGAGAACUCAUGUCUGAUGAGAAGCUUGUAAGCAAAAUUCUCAGAUCUCUCCCUAAGAGGUUUGACAUGAAGGUCACAGCAAUAGAAGAAUCUCAAGACUUGGCAACUGCCCAAGUAGAUGAAUUAAUAGGAUCUCUUCAAACUUAUGAGCUAGGUAUAAGUCAAAAGAAAGAAAAGAAAAACAAAAGCUUAGCGUUUACCUCCAAUACUGGAGAGGAUGAAGGAUUAGAUCUGGACAGUGAUGAGAGCUUAUCUGAAGCCAUGGUUUUACUAGGAAGACAGUUCAACAAAAUCAUGAAAAGAAUGGACAAAAGGUCUAAGUUCAAUGCGCCAAGCACCAAGCUCGACAUCAGCAAACCAAUUACUAAUCAAAGGAGAACUAGAAGUGAUGACAAGUUGACUACAUCAAAAGGAGUUCAGUGUCAUGAAUGUGAAGGCUAUGGACACAUCAAGGCUGAAUGUCCUACUUUUAUGAAGAAACAAAAGAAAAGUCUGGCUGUCACUUGGUCUGAUGACGAUGAUUCAGAGGAGGAAACUACUGAAAGUGAAUCUUCUAAACUUGUCAAUGUGUUGACAGGUAUGUGUGAGUCUGAUGCUGAAUCAUGCGAUGACACAUCCUAUGAAGAACUGGUUGCAACCUAUAAGGAUCUUUUCAUCAGAAGUAAUGAAGUUGGCAAGGCAUUGGAAAAACAAAAGAAGAUUAAUUGUCAACUGCAGGCUGAGAAAAAUGACUAUCUUGCACAAAUUUGUGAUCUCAACAAAGCAAUUGAAAAGUUGAAUGUUGAUUUAGAAUAUGCAAGAAAGCAAAUCAGGGUUUAUGGCAUAGGAGAUGAAAAAUUUCAAGCUAUGUUGUUCAAACAAAGUGCAGGAAAGAAACCAAUCGGAUUUGACUAUGAGAUUGUCAAUCAACAAAUGGGAUACAACAAAGCUACUAUCAGUACUCCCAUUGAGAAGACUUUCCCUGUUAGUGCUGGGUUAUUGCCACCACUUCCACCUACCCACCAGGGAACUGACACUUGGUUGCAAGUCAAACAUAAGGAUCCUGUAAAGUCUGAACCGAUGCUUCAACAUCCUUCUACACAUCAUGGAAACUGGUCAAGACCCAAAACUAGAAAACGUAACUGGAGAUGUCACUACUGUGGUAGAAAAGGUCAUAUAAGACCUUUUUGUUACAAACUGUAUGGUUACCCAAAGAGAAACCCUCCACCUAUACCUGAAGCAGAAAGUGUCAAAACCAAGAAAGAGUGGAAAGAAAAGGGAAGUGAUGCAAGUCUAAUAGCUCAUACAUCACUUCGAGCUUCAUCUAGACAAGACUGGUACUUUGAUAGUGGAUGUUCAAGACACAUGACUGGAGUGGAAGGAUAUCUUGUCAACCUAAAAUCCUAUGCCACAAGUUAUGUAACCUUUGGUGAUGGAGCUAAGGGAGAGAUAAAAGGAAUUGGGAAUCUAAUUGACAAUGGAUUACCAAAUCUAGAUAAUGUCCUAUUGGUGAAAGGGCUUACAGCUAAUCUAAUUAGCAUUAGCCAACUGUGUGAUCAAGGGAUGAAAGUAAACUUCACAAAGUCAGAAUGUCUAGUUACAAAUGAAGAAGGAAGACUCUUGAUGAAGGGUGUAAGGUCAAAGGACAACUGCUAUUUAUGGGUGUCAGAAGAAGAAAACCACUAG
Trifolium pratense (red clover) is the source of this 2148-nucleotide messenger RNA. RefSeq lists its product as uncharacterized. The transcript has a single exon. The record is from RefSeq and is a predicted model, not a curated record. Gene Ontology annotation, molecular function: zinc ion binding; nucleic acid binding. Bases 1 to 2148 code for a protein of 715 amino acids. NCBI's taxonomy places the organism in Eukaryota, Viridiplantae, Streptophyta, Magnoliopsida, Fabales, Fabaceae.